AUGAAUCCACCCAGCUCUCUACCGGAAGCUGUAAAAGAGGAAUUGUAUUCGAUAGAUGAUGCACUCGGCGAGCUGUUUGACAGGUUGCUAGACAUUCUCGCAGACACGGACCAGUUCGGGCGCCAGGCAAGCGCAAGCAUCUUUAUCGUAUACGCACACGACAGCGAUAUAGCGGGAAAUGCUGGGGCGCAGUGCGUGCGAAGCCUCAUCAAGUGGCUCCUUGUAAUACGGUCUCGGCUUCUGUCUGACAAGUCACCACUGAGAUGGCCUCGAGAAGGGGGAAUUGCCGUCGCUCAAAACAUUCUUUCCAACCAGUUUUGCCUGUUACCGCGUGGCGGUAUAACCAGCGAUACGGAAGAGGAAAUCACCAGCGUUGACAAGGUCAUACUAUGCGGUUCAAAUGUACUCAAAAAGUAUUAUGAGCACGCCUUCACUGAUUCUUACGUCGACAAUAUUGUGGCAUGUUAUGAGGAGGCACAAAACCGAAACAUGCAGUCAAAAGACAUUCAGGAUAAAAUCCGAACAAUUGUCGAGAGUCAUUGCAAUAGCGAUGGAUUCCACCAUGUGCUUACCGAACUUGCAUUCCUCAAAAUCAGACGUUCCGCUUCUCCUGGAGACAAGGGCAAUAUCAUUCCUGUCACACUUGGUGGAGAUGGGAUGAAAUAUUUAUCAUUCAUCGAUAAAUGCGAUCUGUUCCUGAAGCUCGACUCCUCUCAAGGACUGGCUUCGCAGCACAAGCUGUUCUUUAAGCUCCUUCGGCAGUUGUAUACAAGCUCGCACGCACAUAAAGUCGUCGAUGCGUUUCAUGAAUGCUAUACAAAUGCCAAUGAGCGCUUGAGGGGGGAGAAGACAAUAACACAAAAGACGUUCAGGAAAAUUGCGUACGCGGAGAUUUUUAAGGCCCAAAAUGUUGUGCUGAAGGUUUUCAAGACUGCAGUCCGUGAUGAAGAGUGGAUUCUGAGAGAGUGGCAGCAGCGAACUAAGAGUGCUCUCUCUCAACGCGACGAGAUCAUUGAUUGGCUCCCAAAAUUCCACGACGUUACAGAUACCCACAGAGACAACUUGCAACAACGACAAGGUCAAACAGGAACCUGGAUACUGGAACAUGAGAAAUACCAGAAAUGGAAGGAAUCCGAGCCAGCAAGCUCUUCGGGAUCGGCCGAGCAACUCGAAGCUAAUAGACUUUGGUGUAACGGCAAGCCUGGUGCCGGCAAGACAAUUAUUAGAGAGGAUCAGACGGCCUCGAGCCUGAUGCUGAGCUUGGUUGCGCAGCUUGCUCACCAGCAUUACCGGCUUUCGCCAAAUCUCACCACUGUUGCGGGGACGUAUAGAAACAGAAAGCCACCGGUGGCUCCCAAUUUGAUUGAAUGCGAGGAAAUGCUCGACGACGAGGUGCGCCAGUUUCAAAAGGUGUUUUUCGUUGUGGACGCUUUGGACGAGCGUCUCGAUAACGAUUAUGCCUAUCAGUUGCUGAGCAUCCUUCAAAAGACCAAGGCCAUUGUGCUCAUCACAUCUAGGGACGUGGGGUCGAUCGGAUAUUUUCUCGCAGGCGCAGAUUCUAUUCGGAUCAUGGCAAAACCGGAUGAUGUGAGGGCCUAUCUCAACUCCCGUUGCAUGGAACCACAGGCCUACAGACUUCGCCAAACCCUGCAAAAAAGCUUUAUUCACCAAUCGUAUAUUGUAGAAGAAAUCGUCUCAAAGGCGGAUGGAAUGUUUCUACUCCCUCAAAUGCACAUGAAUCUUCUCAUCAAUAAAGUAAAGCAUUACCCAACCGCAUUUACACUCAAGAGGGCUCUAUGCAUGUUGCCUCCUGAAUUACACAAAACGUAUGACAAAUACAUAGAGAGGAUUCUCCAAAGCGACUCGGUCGAACAUGCAAGCGAUGUCCUUUCCUGGAUCCUUUUUGCAAGGCAACACGUCGGCAUAAAAGUGAUUCAGGAGGCAAUCUCACUGCAACACUGCGGCCGGAUCGAUAACCUGAUCGACCGUAACGACCUGCUCGGAUACUGCAUCGGUCUCAUCAUGGAGAAAGAUCCAUCAGGGGAGACUGUAGCGUUUGUACAUCCGGACAUGGAACGGUAUUUUCGCGACCCCACAACUAGCGACAAGAUCAAGGCCUGGUUUCCAAACGGCCAACAACGCAUUGCGGACUCGUGCCUCCAAUCCCUGCUUUUGGACCCGGAGGCUCAAGCCGACUCCCCAUUGUGGAGCUAUGCCGCCAAAUACUGGGGUCACCAUAUCGAGGACAAAUAUACAGAGCUCAAGCCUUUGAUUUCAGAGUACUUGUCACAGUCUGACAAGGUCAGUCGUGCCAUGAGAUACGCGAUGCAGCACCUGGGGCUAGUACUCAGGGUCGAGAUCUUCAAAUUUGGCCAAGCAGGGUUCGACUAUCUGUGCCAACAUCCGAUUCCCUUGACAUGCUACGGAUGCCACGCUGCAGCUUUUUUUGGAAUCCAGGAGCACUUUUGGGCAGCGGAACAGCGUGAGAUUGGCUGUACAGACAGCAAUGGCUGGACUCCUAUUUGGUGGGUUAUACUGGGUGGAUAG
This is a messenger RNA of Trichoderma atroviride IMI 206040, 2547 nucleotides long. NCBI's taxonomy places the organism in Eukaryota, Fungi, Ascomycota, Sordariomycetes, Hypocreales, Hypocreaceae. The record is from RefSeq and is a predicted model, not a curated record.